AUGCCAAGCUCAACUGACAACUGUGACUUUCGCUCUGACGCCCACUUCGAGCUCAGCAUUCUUUCCGCUGGAAACCAACAUGACUCGGACCGGGGACUUGACCCUUCGAGAAUUAGGAAUCGCCGCUUCUUCCAUGUAGUUCGAGCAAAGUUCAAGAUAAUCUUGCAGUUCAUCGCUCCAUUAUCCUCUUUCCCGCUUCACUGGCAGACUCUCUCUGCUCCGCAAUCCAAGCUAAAGAAAACUUUCCCGUCUUUCACAUCUCGCAACACUCCCGUGACGGCAGGGCUUCCGUCUCUCACACUCAGCAAUCUGGGCUACACCCCAGCCGGAAAGCCGAUAUUCCAAGCACCAGCUGGAUCGUCAAUCCGGCAAUCGGGCGAAGACUUGAAUGUAUUCGCACCAGACGGUACACUCAUCCAUGUCCUAAAGAGUGGGCGUGAUGCGCAAGAAGCAACACACCGCUCACCGGGACCCUACAGCUCCGCCGAAGCCCUCGCCGUUGUCAAUGUAACGGACGUUAUCCAAUCACUCACCGCCACAUUCACUGUCCCGCCCGAGCCCAAGACAUUCGACAGCCAACUUUUCUUCUUUGGCGCAGGCAUUGGGAUAGACAGCAGCGUCAGCUCGCUGUCGCCGCUGAUGCAAAUCGGGCUACAGUACGGUGGGACCCCCACCCAGGGGGGCUCGUUCUGGUCGGCGAUCAUAUUACUCGAGGACAUCGAUGGUACCCUCGUCCAGAUAGGCUUCCCGAGCGCCAAUCCUAUUCUCCAAGGCGGCGACCGUCUGACCGUCUCUAUCACGCGGGAGCUCGAUCGCGAACCGGCGGAGUGGUUCUGGUAUACGGUUGCGUUUGACCACCUAAACCUUCCCUUCCCCCUCACCGCAGAAACCGUCUGGCAGAAUAAGCCGCCCAAGGCACUGCUAAAGCUCGAAGAAUACGGUGUGGUGCAAGCCAGCGAGUACCCUAGCGGCACGCUCGUCUUCGAAAACGUGAACAUCAACACCACCACCGGUGGCUUCCCUUCUCUGUCGUGGCAGACCAGUGCUGAACCUGCCACUAAUAUUCAAGUAAAUGUGGAGAGGGAUGGGUCGCAAAACGCCCGCAUUGCAUUCCAAUUCCCAGAGAAUGUAUAA
This is a messenger RNA of Mycena indigotica, 1134 nucleotides long. RefSeq lists its product as uncharacterized. Bases 1 to 1134 code for a protein of 377 amino acids. The record is from RefSeq and is a predicted model, not a curated record. The transcript has 5 exons. NCBI's taxonomy places the organism in Eukaryota, Fungi, Basidiomycota, Agaricomycetes, Agaricales, Mycenaceae.